This is a messenger RNA of Bufo bufo (common toad), 4218 nucleotides long. It is a transcript of the gene CXXC4, whose product is annotated as CXXC finger protein 4. The record is from RefSeq and is a predicted model, not a curated record. Bases 585 to 1433 code for a protein of 282 amino acids. Gene Ontology annotation, molecular function: zinc ion binding; methyl-CpG binding. The transcript has 4 exons. NCBI's taxonomy places the organism in Eukaryota, Metazoa, Chordata, Amphibia, Anura, Bufonidae. Gene Ontology annotation, cellular component: nucleus.
CUCAGCCACACGCAGAGAAAGAGAGAGAGACUGACUGACUCCCAGGCUGCCUGCCUCCCGCCCUCCCUCCUCACACACAUCGACUGGAAACUGACUGGAGAGCAGCGCACAGGGAGAGCCAGCCAUAGACACGCACUGAGGGGAGAGCAGGGACCACCGAGAGACACACACACUAGUCCCAGCCUUGUCCCUCAGAGCUCUUCUUCUCUCGCCCCAGGCUAAUAAAGUGUCCAUGCCCUGGAGCUGCCAGGGCACCUGGAGUGUGUCCCUCCUGCCCAAGGGGCAAUGUGUGGGGGCAAGUAAAUGCAGAGAGCAGCAGCAGAAUCCCUGUGCUAGCCUCCAUCCUGUGUUGGCGCCUGAGAUAAUGCACAAGAAGAUGCUCCGUGACAAACUGCUGUCUGCCGAAAGAUCACCUACAGAGAAAUAAAAGGCACUUCUCCCGCUGUCACCAGCCCUGCCGAAUCGCCAUCAAAUCAGUUGCUUAUUGAGGGUCUCACCCAAAAAUAAAGGUGACUGAAUUAAGCAGUUUCGGUGGUUUCCCCCCUCUCUCCCCUCCUACCCCCUUCCACCUACCCUCCUCAGAGAUGUCCAAUAUGAACACUAAUGUCUGCGUGGAGAAUGGACAGAACCCCGAGGCUGCCGUGCUCCCCAAGGAUAACCUGGUGGAGGGGGCUUUGAACAGCCUCAUGGAUUACAAUUCGGAAAUGGAGAGGUAUAGGUCCUUUGCUACCUUUUACAAAACCAACGGUGCGUUCCCUCAGGCUGCUAAGAUUGCCAGGAUCACCACUCCUAUCUUCCCCAGUGCCCGGAUUGGCAUGUCUCCUUGGAACUGUGAUAAUGCAAUGCUUUGGGGAAGGAAAUCAGCAGCUAUCAACCCUAAUAGGACCAGCAUGCACAGAAACGACUCCCAAAGGCUGGGGAAGCCUGGCGGAGCGCCAGAGUCGUUGCAAAUGGCAAAUAAUAAUUUCCUUUCCACCUUAUCCCCUGAACACUGCAGACCUUUGGCAGGGGAAUGCAUGAACAAGCUCAAAUGCGGCGCCGCUGAAGCAGAGAUAAUGAAUCUCCCUGAUCGCGUUGGAACUUUUUCCGCUAUUCCGGCUCUAGGGGGCAUCUCAUUACCUCCAGGGGUCAUCGUCAUGACAGCCCUUCACUCCCCCGCAGCAGCCUCGGCAGCCGUCACAGACAGUGCGUUUCAAAUUGCCAAUCUGGCAGACUGCCCGCAGAAUAAUUCUUCGGGAGCCGGCGGGAACCCUGCCAAGAAGAAGAGGAAAAGGUGUGGGGUCUGUGUGCCCUGCAAGAGGCUCAUCAACUGUGGAGUCUGCAGCAGUUGCAGGAACCGCAAAACAGGACACCAGAUCUGCAAAUUUAGGAAAUGUGAAGAGCUUAAGAAAAAACCUGGCACUUCACUAGAGAAUAACAGACAGUUACUAUAGCAUGCAAUGUACAAGAGAACACCGGUCCCCAGCGCCGAAGCAUUCCGAUGGUUCUUUUAGGCAGAUGUAUAUCAUAUUUUCAAGGCACUCUGAAGUGAUUGACAAGCACUGGUCUUAUUUUGGGAACUGCUAAGUCCAUGACUGAAGAAUAUGCUGAGACACUAUUUUCAUUUUGUGUACAGGGGUUUCCUCAAAAGAAAACAAUGAAUAAUGUUAAAAAAAAAAAGGAGGAAAAAAAAUAAAAGCAAAAGACAAAAAAAAAAAAAAAACACAUCACUAGAGCCUGGCUGGUUUACUUACUUUUAGUACACAGGUUCUUUCUUUAAUGUACUUUAGCUAUAAUUAACAGUGAAAUUGUUGUCUACUUUAAAGUGACUACAAACAGAGAUUUGGGUAAACCCCUGCUGUAAUAUGAUGUAUCUUUGAGAAAUUAACAUAUCUAUACUUCAUUUCCAAAUAUGUGUUUCAGUACUGUAAACUGUACAGAUAGCAGCUUGUAUUUUGUGUGUUUAGACACAAGGAGACAAUCACGUCUGAGCAUCUAUAUGAAGAUUAACAGUUCGUAAGCAGCAGCGUGGUUCUGCAACUUAAAUCCGGAGCAAUAAAUUCUAGCUUUAAACAUUAUUUCGCCAGCUGGAUAGUCACAGAAGCAACAGCACUGUUUUUUUUAUUUUUGUAGUUUUUACCUUACUUAUUUUUUGUCCUUUUUUUUGCCAUUUUUAAAUUUUCAUUUGACAUACAUACUGUACAUUCCCAGGAAAUAAACCUGCAAUUGCAAAAUGUAAAAAAGGAAAAUUGUCAUCCACACAUUGACUAUUGUCAAAAAGUCAACUGUGAGUGUCUUCUAUCCGUCCUGGCAAUAUUUCCAUGUUCCUGAGCCCCAUCUCCUUUUUAUGUAUCCAAGGAGCAAUUCAUCCAUUCUGACCUCGUUAUGGGUGUUACUAAGAGGAUAUCCCCAGCAGCACUUACCACAGAUGACCCACUUUUCACUGCUUUGUAGACCAGAGUAAAAGCAGCAUAUGGUAUUGUAGUUUGUCCAAUCGGACCAGUCUUUUGAAUUAUUUGUUCAGGGAAACAGAAGUGUCCUGUGACCAUGUAACUGAGUACAUGCCUUCUGGUUAGGUUUUUCUAUAGUAACUGUAAACACUGUAAAAUAUAAAUGCAUUCUCACUGUAAUGACAAGAGAAAAACAUGCAUAUAGAUAUAUAAAUAUAUAUAUAUAAAUAUAUUUCUGUAUAUAUAGGUCAUGUCCAAUACAGCCAGGCAACUCCAGACUUGAAGAUUUUUCUGAAGGAUCUAAAUAUAAAACUUUAUUCAUUGCAGGGGUGGAUUGAGCCAUCAGGCUAAUGGGCAGGGCCUGACGCCUCUGCAGCUGAGAAUAUGGCCCUUAGGCCCAUAUUCCCCUGUACACAGAAGAUAAGUCCAGCAAUGGUUCCUGCUUAAAGCUGUUAAUGAAUUACUUUGUGCUCCACCUUAUCACUUGCUGUGUAUAGCACAUUACGCGAUAUCAUUAGUCUAGGGCGUAGACCUCAGUCUGCUCGUGAUCUAAUACAUAGCGGUAUUUUGUUCCUCAAUACCAAAUAAAAGCUUCUAUACUUAGCUUUGUAUUGAAAGUCCCAAAAAUAUCUGCCAGAGGAUGCCUUGUCAGUUGUAUAACUCCAAAUCUGGAAUUGCCUACCCCAUUUUGUUAUACUCUAUUCCAUGAUAAAAACCGUUGCAUUACCUUGUGUCAUUUUCAUACUUGUGUAGCAAUUUAUGGUACUUUUUUAUGUUAUAGUCCUACUGAACAGCACCAAUCUAAAAGCCCCUCCAGCAGAUAAAUAUUUUUACCUAAUGUUUUAGCUAUGUAUGUAUCUUAUAAGUGAGUCUUGAAUGUUUUAAUUUUGUGGGUUUUUUGUAAUAAAUGUUUAAAAAUUCCAUUGAGUAGAUCUAAAAUACCUAGGUAGCUUUAAAGACUCAUACGAAAUGACUUCAUCCGGUUAGCCACCUUUACCAACUUGAACAGGAUUUUUUUUUUGUGACUGUUUAUCCAAUACAAGAGGGAGUAUCAUUCUGCUAAUAGUGAUCAGACACAAGUAAAGCCUUGUUUGCACUUUGACGAGUACAUUUUCUUAGCCUUCUAAAAGGUUGUCAUUUCUCUAUCCGAGAUGUAAAAUUAUUCAGUUCAAGGUACAAUAGCUACAGUUCUUUUUACCAGUGUGCACACUGUCUGAUACCCUAAUGUUGCAUGUCUUUGUGUGCUUUCUUUUUUAAAGAGCUGGUUUAUCUAUAUAUUGUAACUGUGCUGCUUACAUGUCCAAUCCAUUCAAAGCUAUACAUUACAGAGAAUGAAGAAAGAAGGUUUACUGUAGUGCUAAUGCCGUAAUUCUUCUACAUAAAUUUGUGUUAUCAACCUAGAAGAUAUGUUGUGUCAGAAUUAUAUUUUAGUGUUUGUUUGUUUUUGUCAUUUCAGUUUUUAUAGCUUUUUUUUAUGAGUAAGUGAAGUGUAAAGUGAAAUUCCACUCCUUUUGAAGUUACACUAGGUUAUAUUCUACAUAGCAUAGCUUCUAUGAGUUAUGUACAGUAUAAUCCGCUAGAAGAAAUGGUUGCAUAGGGCCUAUUCCACAAGGGGUUGGAUGAUUGUCCAGAAUUACCAAAUGAAGCCCAUAAGCAAGAAUGAAGCUGUUUCUAGGCAAAAACCAUACCCUUUUUCUCUAAUCUCAUGCAACCUCUUUAAGAGCUCAUGCACACAAAUGUACAAUGAUAUAAAGCUGUUUGGAGCCUUAAAGGGGUUUUCCGCUUUUUA